AUGAGUGGUCCAUACAGAGGUUCCCGAUGGACCUCACAAGACGGUAGGCCGCUAGCCAACGGUCGUUUAGGCGCAGAGCUGUCGCCGCCUCGCGGACUGCACGCUCGUCUUCCAUCGUACGAGGAUCAGCAGGGCCAAGCGGAGCAGUCUCAGUCGCAGCAGGCUCAGGCGCAGCAGCAGGUAUACUGGGAGCAGCAACAGCAACAGCAACAGCAGCAGCAGCAGCAGCAGCAGGGUCAGCAGCAAUGGCACGAGCCGUCGCCGCGAAUGCCGCCAGCGCCGGUGCCGUACGGCCAGCGGCUGCAGCUGCUGCAGCAGCAGCCUCCGCCUCGCUCGGGCCUGAGCGCUCGACCGCGUGCCACCGCCAGUGCGUCGUACGAGCAGCGACCGUCGUUCGAGCAACGGCUGUCGUACGAUCACCGACCGCCGUUCGAUCAUCGUGCGUCGUUUGAUCAACGGCAGUCGUACGAACGAAGGCCGUUAUCCGCAUCUCCCGGUAUCGCCGCGGUUCGCUCGUACAGCACGGACGCUCCUCCUGAUUUCUACAAUCCGCGUCCGCUUUCGGCAGCAGCGGGCGUGCCACGUGGCCGCAGUGUGAGCGACGACGAUGGUUACACCGGAGACGACGCCACGUCAGGUCGAACAAUGGUUGACCGACCCGUGGAAGGCCGACAGACCGGUCCUUCAUCCGGAUAUCCCGCAAACCCUCAUCAGGCCCCUCAACAGGGCCCUUUUCAGGCACCUUAUCAGGCGCCUUAUCAGGUCCCUUAUCAGCCGUCGCAGCCGCAGUACCAUCAUCCGCACCUUAGUCCUCACGGCGGCGAUAUCGCGCUGAAGAAGCCUCUUAGUCCGAGACAGGGGAGGAGCCCUAGAGCGCUUAGCCCGCUCGCAGCUGCCGCGUUCGGCAUGAGAGGGGGCUACGGCGCGCCAGGGAGGGGGAGCGAGGAGUACGCGUACGGGGAAGACGAGGAGGGGGAAGAGGAGGAAGGCCGGGAGCGGAGCUUGCGCGCGGGGAUACUGAGAGGCGCGGCGGCGCUGCGGGAGCGGCAAGCGGGGUCGUCGGACGACGGCGCGAGCACCUCCCCCACGUCGAUUGGCUCCCCCGGGGUUCCGCCCGGCGGCGGAGGAUUAGGCGGCGCAGGCGGAGGAUCUGAGCCCGAGGGAGACGUUUUCCUGGAAUACCUUCGCAAGGCGGGGGAGGGUAGGGCAGCUGCCCAGUAUGACGUGGCAGUGUGCUACGGAGGGGGCUUUGGCGUGAAGCAGGACAAGUCCCUCGCCGCGUACUGGUUCAGAAAGGCGGCGGAGCAGGGACUAGCGCGCGCACAGUACGCUCUGGCGGAGUGCUAUGAAUCAGGCGCGGGGGUGGAGAAGGACGAGGAGGAGGCGUUCCGGUGGUUCUUCCGGGCAGCGAGCUUCGGCAGCGGCAAGUACCUGGUGAAACUCGGGCUGUGCUUUGAGCGGGGGUUUGGCGUGACGGAGUGUCCCGUAGCGGCGCUGUACUGGUAUCACAAAGCGGCCGAGCAGGGGCCGAAAUUUGCCGCGCAGGUGGAGAAGCGCAUGGAGGUGCUGCAGCGGCAGAGGGAGGAGGAGAUCAUGAGUGCGCGCGGGGAGGGCGUGCCUGUGGAGUGUAUUUGUCCGUUGACUGGGAGGAUGAUGGAGGAUCCUGUGGAGCUGCCUGAGACGAACGUGUGCUGUGAACGCGCCCAGGUGAAGACGUUCUGGGACCACUGCGAGCUGCGUUGCCCCGUCACCAACCAGGUGGGUUACUAA
Molecule: messenger RNA, 1770 nt
Organism: Closterium sp. Yama58-4
Lineage: Eukaryota; Viridiplantae; Streptophyta; Zygnematophyceae; Desmidiales; Closteriaceae
Source: the annotation of a GenBank genome assembly